Pundamilia nyererei is the source of this 1233-nucleotide messenger RNA. RefSeq names its product scleraxis bHLH transcription factor a (gene scxa). Gene Ontology annotation, biological process: regulation of transcription by RNA polymerase II; developmental process. Gene Ontology annotation, molecular function: DNA-binding transcription factor activity, RNA polymerase II-specific; RNA polymerase II transcription regulatory region sequence-specific DNA binding; protein dimerization activity. NCBI's taxonomy places the organism in Eukaryota, Metazoa, Chordata, Actinopteri, Cichliformes, Cichlidae. The coding region runs from base 420 to 1070 and encodes 216 amino acids. The record is from RefSeq and is a predicted model, not a curated record. The transcript has 3 exons.
UUGCUUCAACAUGCAAGUAUAAACUGAUUUUUUGAUUCUUAUUUUGAAGUGAUAGCUGCAGGAGACACAGAUCUUUGGGAUGUGAAGUGCAUGUGAAUAGAUCCAGAAAGAACAAGAAGGACUUGGAACCUGCAGCUGUCCAUGACCCGAGUGCUCUGAGGUCAAGUUGUCGUGACCUCUUAACCUGCUUUAGGAUCAACUUCAAUAAGGGGAGAUUACAAGUUGAGGCAAAUUAGACUCGCAAGGGAAACAUCCAAUUCUCCUGGCUUAAUUUAUUUUGUGAAGAAGAGAAGUUUUGGGGGAAAUAUCUCUGGUGGACACCUUCAGCCAGCUUCAGCCAACAAGCUUCAUCAGCUCAACCUUGCCUUGAGGAAGCCCCCACAAGACUGACCGGUAACUGUCACGCUGUUGCGCCCAAGAUGACAUUCGCCAUGCUGCGCACGGCACCCCCCGCGGGCCGCUUCCUGUACGGCGACAUCGCCCUUCUCUCCGAAGACGAUGACGAGAACGGCAGCGAGGGCUCGGGCUCCGAGGAGCGUACCAGCAAUUCCUCCAACGCCGCCUUUCGCUUGUCCUCGUCUUCCCCAUCUGCCUUUCACAUCAAGGUGAACAGGAAGAGGAAGCUGUGCGGGGGAGGAGGCGGAGGGAUAGAAGUAGGGGGCAUGGCCGCGAGACUGGUCCCCCCGGACUCAUCUCCACCUAAGGAAUAUCGCCAGAGGACCGCGGCCAACGCGCGGGAGAGAGAUCGCACCAAUUCUGUCAACACAGCAUUUACAGCGCUGCGCACACUCAUCCCCACCGAGCCUGCAGACAGGAAGUUGUCAAAGAUCGAGACGCUGCGUUUGGCCAGCAGCUACAUAAGCCAUCUGGGUAACGUGCUGCUCCUGGGCGAAGGGCUUCAUGACGGACAGCCCUGCCACGCUCCCUCACCGCCGUUUUUCCAUGUCAGCUCCUCCCCCAACCGAGGAUCCGACCAAUCAGCGCAGCCCAAGCACAUCUGUACCUUCUGCCUCAGUAACCAGAGGAAAAUGAAUAAAGACAGAGACAGGAAGACCGCCAUAAGGAGCUAACAACGACGACACGAGCCACGUGGAUAAAAUGCUCAUCACUUGCUUACAGCGAUUUUUAAAAUUACUGCAACUUGAAGACUAACCAGACUCAAAGACUUUUGAAGGACUCCUUGUAGCACUUCCAGGAUUUUCCAGGAACAUUUUAACUAAAGUUUGCAUUUUG